Molecule: messenger RNA, 1032 nt
Organism: Diuraphis noxia (Russian wheat aphid)
Lineage: Eukaryota; Metazoa; Arthropoda; Insecta; Hemiptera; Aphididae
Product: protein Skeletor
Source: RefSeq, a predicted model, not a curated record
UGGUGGUACAAUCCAACGAGCAGCACUACUUCAGAUCCUGAAGGACGUUGGGAGAUGAGCAACUGUAGAGAACUAUUACCCGGUAAAUUACAAGUGCACUGGGAAGUGCAAGGCGAUUGGGUUCAAGUGCAGUUGACCGGAAAGAUACGUGAAAACCAAUACAUGGCUUUUGGUCUCAGUGGUAACCAAAAUAGCGUGACUAUGAUCGGCGGCGACGUAGUGGUAGUGUUCUACAACCGAGCUAAGAACUCGUUCCACGCAGAGGACUAUUACCUGUCUGCUACUACCGAGUGCGACGACAAGAACGGCGUGUGCCAGGACGAGCGACUGGGUGGCAGGAACGAUGCGGUUCUGGUGACCGGCACGCGGCGUAACGGCGUCACGUGCAUCGUGUACCGUCGGCCGGUUCAGACCAACGAGGCCAUCAACGACCAGCCAGUGCCCGUUGACGCGGCCGCACUGGUCAUAGCAGCCAUCGGCCCACUGGGAAGUUCCGAUCAGCCUGGCGCCCACGCCAUCCAGGACAUGACCGCAGACGAAAUACGAAUAAAUUUCAACUCCAGGGACGAUCACUCGUGUACAAUAUCCCURUACAAUCUGGACGAUGACAUGGAGCUCUCCGCSUGGCCGCCGAACAUCGUCAUUGGCGAAAARGAGUUUAGAGCAAAGCUCGGGCCAUCGGGUGGUGCUCGGGGUUACACGGCCAUUACUGGACAUACUACGGGUGACGUCGUCUGGUACAUAAACGACAAACUCAUACCUGAAAUCUACGUAGAAAGGAGACAGACCUACACGUUCAUUGUCGAAGGAGGAAAUGACCCCAACAAAGGCGAACACUAUCACCCGCUUUACAUCACGGACAGCAGUGAAGGAGGAUUCGGACAGAAAGACGAUGCGGAACAGAGGAAACAGCGGGUUUUUGCCGGAAUUGUCUACGACUCUGACGGCUUACCUUUUCCUACGACAGACAUAAUACACAUACACAUGCUAUUCGGAUUUGAAAUACCACCAAAUCUACUUAAAAGUACUUAA